CCCCGCGUCGACCCGCGGGAUCUACGCCCGCGUACGGUUUCGCACGCCACGUCCACCCGCGGCCACCGCUCCCGCCUGCCGCGCGCGCCCGCGACUCCCCGGCUCCCGCUGCCCGCUCCCUCCGACCGACCCAGCCCGCAGUCCGAGAUGUCCGAGCUGCCCGCCGACCGCAGUGGCCCGGCGCCGGGCGCCGCGAGUGGCGCCCGCGCUGCCCGGCAGGAGGAGGCAGGCGACGGGAGGCAGGCGUCGGCCCCGGCGCUGCCCGAGAACGCCCGGGCCGGUCCGAUGGUGGCGGCAGGCGCGGUUCCGAUGGCGGCGGAGGGCGAAGGUCCGAUGGCGGUGGAGGGAGAAGGUCCGAUGGCGGCGGCCGAGCAAGGUCCGAUGGCGGCGGCGGCGGCGGCGGGAGGAGGUCCGAUGGCGGCGGCCGGACGGGGUCCGAUGGCGGCGGCGGCGGCGGCGGCGGGAGAAGUGCCGGUGGCGGCGGCGGCCAGGGACGCCCGGAUGGCAGAAGUGGGCCGGGUGUUGGCGGAGCCCGCGGAGGACGAGGGUCCCGAGAACAGGCGCCGGUCCAGGGCCGGGCACGGCCAGGGCCGGGCCGCGCUGCCCUACCUCCGCCUCCGCCACCCGCUCAGCCUCCUGGGCAUCAAUUACCAGCAGUUCCUGCGCCACUACCUGGUCAACUACCCCAUCACCCCCGGCCGCAUCCAGGCGCUGGAGGAGCGCCGCCGCCGCUUCGUGGAGGCCUGCCGGGCCCGCGAGGCCGCUCUGGACGCCCACUACCAGCGGAACCCGCAGAGGAUGGAUUUUGACAUCCUGAUGUUCACCAUCGCGCUGACGGCCUCCGAAGUCAUCAACCCUCUGAUCGAAGAGCUGGGCUGUGAUAAGUGUAUCAACAGAGAAUAG
Sorex fumeus (smoky shrew) is the source of this 903-nucleotide messenger RNA. Its product is annotated as EP300-interacting inhibitor of differentiation 2-like. The record is from RefSeq and is a predicted model, not a curated record. Gene Ontology annotation, cellular component: nucleoplasm. Gene Ontology annotation, molecular function: transcription corepressor activity. NCBI's taxonomy places the organism in Eukaryota, Metazoa, Chordata, Mammalia, Eulipotyphla, Soricidae. The transcript is spliced from 2 exons. Gene Ontology annotation, biological process: negative regulation of DNA-templated transcription. The coding region runs from base 148 to 903 and encodes 251 amino acids.